CGAAAUGACACCGACGGAGAUGUAUCUCGUGUCGACGUUGCUGCUGGUGGCCGUAGCUUUGGCUUCCGGCACGGGCGAGCUUGCGGAGACGGACAUUCACGCCGAAGGCUGCUACUCGUGUGCUGAGUACAGAUGUCCGUCGGACCCAAGUGAAUGUCUGUUGGGCACGACGAUGGACAUAUGCGGCUGCUGCAGUCAAGGCGUGUGCGCUCGGACGCUCGGGGAGUCCUGCUGGAACCCCAUGAUCCACGAACUACCCAAUUGGAGGCGCAACGAGGGCCUGUGCGCUUCCCGUUACGAGUGCCAGUUGAGGGACGAUCUUGAGCCAGAGGAUAUACCCGAGGCGACGUGCGUCUGCCCGGAGGAGGGUCCGGUCUGCGGCAGUAACAAUCGGACCUACGCGACGUCCUGCGUCCUUUACGAGCAAUCGAAGCGCUACUACUCGGACUACUUGCAUCUCCAGCACCCGGGACCCUGUCCCCAUCACCCGGUCAUUUACUCAGCCCCCGAGAACGUAGCCGGAGUCCUGAACCACUUGGUCGCGCUGGGCUGCGAGGCCAAGGGCUUUCCCCUGCCCGACGUCUUCUGGGAGUUCCACUCCGCCGAUGGCGAACGCGUGCUCAGGCUACCUUAUGACGAGCUGGAUGACGCGGUGGUUAACAACAGCAUGAAUAACAACACCCUGAUGCGAACCUCUUGGCUCCAACUGGAACACCUGAGGCAGCAUCACGUCGGCACCUAUCACUGCGUAGCCAACAAUUCCAUCGGACAAGCCAGUGCAUUCUCGAGCGUGUCCAUCGGUUGAGCUUUUUUAAUGAGUAGGUCACAUCGCGAUGAGGGGUUUUACUGUGAAGCUGAGACGAUCACCAGCUGUCCAUCGAUGGUGCCGGACUAUAAUUAAAUAAACAAAAAAAGGUAAAAUCACUGGUCUACGUACCGUUGAUGAUGUGCCCAUACACCAUGACAUUAUCAAAAGCACCAAUAAUUAUUUACAUAGCUUGAUAUAGUAAGUUCAUUUUUAUUGAUUUUGCGAGUCUUUAUAUGUAUGACAAUCGUAAUUAUUAAC
This is a messenger RNA of Copidosoma floridanum, 1066 nucleotides long. Its product is annotated as insulin-like growth factor-binding protein-related protein 1. Gene Ontology annotation, cellular component: extracellular region. Gene Ontology annotation, molecular function: insulin-like growth factor binding. Gene Ontology annotation, biological process: regulation of cell growth; regulation of signal transduction. The record is from RefSeq and is a predicted model, not a curated record. Lineage: Eukaryota; Metazoa; Arthropoda; Insecta; Hymenoptera; Encyrtidae.